UUGUCCGUCCCUCUUCUCUUUCAACUGCCGCUCCGCGUCCAACUCGCGUUUAUUUAGAGUAAUAUAAUCAAAAGUGAUUUUCUCCAUGUACAAGUAUAUAUAUAUAUGGAGGAGAAAACUCCACUUUCAAUCUGUUUGAAAAUAGUGAGACAAGCUCAAUUAAAGCUUAAGAUAAAUUCAAUUUUACAAUAACGACGAGUGUAAUCGCAGUUAACGGGUCACAACGAUGUCGUUUUACAUUGGUCGAGAGGCUUCAAAGAUAUGGAAGAGGAUUUGUACGGAGAGUGGAAUAGAAAUCAAUCUUCUUUCAGAGAAAUGGAAGUAUAUUCUUGGAGUACAUACAUGGAUUCGCUGCUCGAGGGGUUCACUACAUACAUCGGCCUGGACGUACUCUUCAGGAUGUCGGCUUCUUUCUUCUUCCGGUUGGUUUUAUUGGUUGUUGGUUCUCUUUAUCUCCCCUCUCUAGGGAGAUGCUCACUCAUAUUCUUCUUUUUUCUUUCUUGUUCUUUUAAACGAAAACUCCAGGAGCUUGGGCAAGAUAAAGGUUAUAUAAGUGAAACUGUAUUCACCACCCUCUUUCUGUCUUUUGUCUUGUGGACAUUCCAUCCUUUCAUUUUCAAGAUCAAAAAGAUCUAUACAGUUCUGAUAUGGUGCAGGGUCUUGGCUUUCUUAGCUGCUUGUCAGUUCCUUCGGAUCAUCACAUUCUACUCUACACAACUUCCUGGUCCAAAUUAUCACUGUCGUGAGGGAUCAAAGCUUGCCACAUUGCCUCCUCCAAAUAGUGUUUUAGAAGUUCUAUUGAUUAAUUUUCCUAGGGGCAUGCUUUACGGUUGUGGUGAUCUGAUAUUUUCAUCUCAUAUGAUAUUCUCUCUAAUCUUUGUGCGGACAUAUCAUAAAUACGGGGCAAGAAGAUAUAUAAAACUGUGUGCUUGGUUAGCUGUUAUUGCUCAGAGCUUCUUGAUUGUUGCAUCUCGCAAACAUUACACAGUGGACGUUGUUGUGGCAUGGUACACUGUUAAUCUAGUAGUGUUCUUUGUUGACAAACAGUUGGCAGAACUGCCUGACCGUACUAGUGCAGUGUUGAUUCUACCACUGAGCAAAGAUAGCAAGGCUAAGGAAGAGAAUCACAAAUUUCUGAAUGCAAAUUCUGGAGAUCCUGCAGAAUGGGUAUGGAGAAGCGUUCCGAAUUGUGUAUAGAUGUGCAUAACCCAAAUUUAUGAAAAGAUCAUUGAAGAUGGGAGCACAGUUCAUCUUGGAGCAAUGAUGAAUGGUGUAAAGACAAUAUAUGGAAUGCAACUAACCGAAGACUUCCGUUCAAUAUCAUUACAAGGUUGGUUUGACAAAUGUUCUCCAGGUUCACUAGUUUUGGUUUAUAACGUAGAAUACCAAAUUGAAUGUCAAUGUUGUUCAUGUAUCCAUGUUACCUUUGGUUUAAAAUUAUCGAAUGUAUGAUGGAUUCCAUCUUCAGCUGAUAAAUUAUCUUUUUAAUUUUGUA
Messenger RNA from Solanum lycopersicum (tomato), 1495 nucleotides. RefSeq names its product phosphatidylinositol:ceramide inositolphosphotransferase 1. Gene Ontology annotation, molecular function: inositol phosphoceramide synthase activity; sphingomyelin synthase activity; ceramide cholinephosphotransferase activity. The record is from RefSeq and is a predicted model, not a curated record. Gene Ontology annotation, cellular component: Golgi membrane; endoplasmic reticulum membrane; trans-Golgi network. Gene Ontology annotation, biological process: ceramide biosynthetic process. NCBI's taxonomy places the organism in Eukaryota, Viridiplantae, Streptophyta, Magnoliopsida, Solanales, Solanaceae.